CACAAGGAGGGCAGUUGAGGAUCACGGGGUUGCCAAGUGCUAGCUGGAGAAGCCUUCACACGGGGCCAUGAUGCGGCAGCAGCAGGUCUACCCCGGCGCCAGUCAGCUGACUGUCCAGGAACAAAUACAGAAUGCCUCCCUGAUCUCCAUGGCGUCACGCUCGGAGAUGGACGACGAGGUGGACAGGCUUCUCAAGCGAGGCAACGACAACAUCUUCGUCGCUUUUUGCAGAGGAAACCCCACCACUCCGGCUGGCAAGCGGAUCCAGAUGGGGAAGAUGUUGACUUUGACCCUGCUGCCAACCUUGGCCUUGCUGAUCAUGUCUAUUGUUGAUGUCCGGGACACCGCCUAUAAGAACGUGGCCAACACCGCCAUCAGAGACGUGGUCAUUCUGAGCACAGAGGUUGGCCUCUUUGUUCACUUUCUUCAACGAGAACGAGGCUAUACCGCCAUGCACGCAAGCUACAAUGACCAGACGACAGAGAAGUUGGUGACGGAUAGCUUCCGUGAGACGGACGCAGCUAUGGCCCAGCUAAAUACCUGGCCAGGUCAGACAAACACCCACUUGCCGGAGUUCCCAACGGCUCAGAGCUUCCUGGACGCGCUGAAGAGCCACCGCGCCGACUUGGUGCCCAGGCUGAACGGCAACCACACGUACCGCACAGAGAUGUCCUUCUACAUCAACCUCACCGACAGCCUCAUCGGCUGGAUGUACCGCGCCAUCCAGUUCGCCAAAGACGGUGACGACUGGCGCCAGCUGGUGGCCUACCAGCUGCUGCUGAGCAGCAAGAACGACAUCGGCAUCGAGAACCUGGGCAGCAUCUACUACCUGUUGGGCCACUUUAGCCACGAGGACUACCUGUGGUUCUUAGAGAAGCAGAGCAUGGGUGCCGGCAACCUGCGAGCCUCCAAGCUUUUCUCGCCAACUGUCACGGCCUCCAUGGAGGCGCUGUUGUCCAAGCACGAUCAGCGCAACACGACAGAGUUCAUCGUUGCCAUGCGGCAGGAGAUUAGCCACGGCAGCGAUAGAUGUGGAGACAAUAUGUCGGAGCCGUCAUUCCCGAAGAGCAAGUACUGGUUCGACAACAUGACCAUCUACCUGGACACCAUGUUUGAGGUGCAGCAGAAGCUAGCCAACGAGAUUCUGGAAAACGUUAGCAACGCUCUGCACCGGGACACGCAGGACAUUGCCUUGAGCAUCGCCCUCUUCACCGUCAUCCUCAUCAUCUGCCCGGUCAUCCUCAUGUCCGUCAAGGCGAUGGUCUCCGACAUUCAGCGCUACGCCAACACGCUGGCUGACCAGACCAAGGAGCUGAGUCGCGAGCGCAAGCGUGCCGAGUGUCUGCUGUACCAGAUGUUGCCGGAAGCCGUAGCCACGCAGCUGAAGCUCAAGAAACAGGUGUCCGCCGAGAGCUUCGAUGAUGUUACAAUAUUCUUCUCCGACAUUGUAGGAUUCACGAAAAUUUCAGCGUCCUGCACCCCCCUGGAAGUGAUCUCCCUUUUAAACACUCUCUACUCAUGCUUCGACGCCCGGCUGGAGCUUUAUGAUGUCUACAAGGUGGAAACUAUUGGCGACGCCUACAUGGUAUCUUCAGGGGUGCCCAGGAGAAACGGCAGACGUCACGUGGCCGAGAUUGGGACAAUGGCGUUGGACUUAGCGCACCACGUGACACACUUGGAGAUCCCAAACCUUCCUGGGCGCGCGCUUCACUUGAGAGCAGGAGUAAACACAGGUCCAGUUGUGGCAGGUGUAGUGGGAUCAAAGAUGCCGCGUUACUGUCUCUUUGGGGAUACGGUCAACACUGCAUCCAGAAUGGAAUCAACUGGAGAAGCGGACAAAAUUCAAGUCAGCCCCACCACAUACAAUGCGCUGCUUGCCUUUGGAUCGGAAUAUACUCUGGAAAGCCGGGGCUUUGUGGAAAUCAAGGGUAAAGGUCGAAUGGAAACUUUUUGGCUUCUAGACAAAGAUGGCUUUGAGAAGACUCUGCCCUGCAUGCCGGAUUGCCGGAAGUUCAAUGACGUCACCUUUCGCCGCAUUAGCGGCACUCGAGGGCCCACCAUUCACUGAAGGACCUCGCGAGGAGAGCACAGACUCUGCUGGAUAACAAAAAGAGAAGAAAGCUUUUGCUCAUCGACAGAGCAGAAAUCACUGCCCUUCAGUUGUGUGUGUGUGGGUGUCACAUUAAUUCACAUUAAUGUACGUAUUGUACGGAUGGCUGACUCUCCCUCGCCCCCGCCCUCUCUGUCUCUCGCUCUCCAUCUCAGAGACACAUUUGAAUUAUAUGCUCUUUGCAAACUCAAUUAGAAACAAAAUAUUUAUGAACUUGUCUAGAUGAUCACUGGUCACUGGGUGCAUGAAAGCGCAAAAUUUAACGCCUGUGGUUCAGCUGUCGCUAUUCAAGACACUGGUAUUGGGUCAGCUCGUCUGACACCCCAGUGGUGCAAGAAAUGCAGCUGGACUUGGAACAACUCACACUGUUGGCAAUCAUUAUAACUAUUUUUUUUCACAAAGGAACAAUUGUAGACAUCAAGUGGUGUAGGCACUUCUCUGAUGACCAGAACAAGCCAAAAGCAUGUGCAAAAACCAAACUCCUGCCAGGCUUAUACUUUGUACAGACUUGCUUUCGUUUUUGCAUCAGUUGAAUUACCUUUUUGUGUAAUCUUCAACAUAUUUGUACAGAAUUAAUUCACCAGUACUUGCAUCAUCACCAUCACCAUCACCAUUACCAUCACCAUCAUCAUAAGACAAUGUAUAUAGCGCUGUUUUCAAACCGACUUCCACGAACCACCUUUGUGCUCCCUAGCAAACACCACCGACACAAACCUGCAAGGGGAGGUAAGGAACUGUCGCAGACGAGCUUCACAGUAAGCACAAAGCGAACUAUAAGUUCUCGUUUUCAAUGCUUGAUGAAGUGGGCGGUGAGAGAACCAAGAUUAUGACUGACAUGAUCUGAUUCAAGUGAGGCAGAAUGUCAACUUAAUUAUAAAUUAUAAAGGUGCGUUGUAAAUUAUUACCAAGUUCUACAUGGUUUGCCAAUCACAGUCUCUGCGAUGUUCACCAAGAUCCUUUGCGUCCCUUCGGGUGAAGCCAUUGCCAUAGGCAGGACAAGCCAACGAUGGCAGAUGCGAAGGACGAGGACGACUAGCAGACGGCGACUUCAUGGAGGAGCAGCAGCGAUGAUGGAAGGACGUGGAAUAUGAUGUAAGUGAAGACGGCACGAGAGCUGGAACACCGAUGUAAGGAACUAUUUUAAGUACCUUUGGUCUGCAAGUGGAGAACAAAGUCCCUGCAAGCAAAACUGAACAUCGACGAGGGCGCAGUGCAGACUCACUGCAACCGCUGCCAGAGAAACCAGCAGGACAGACAUCUACAAUCAAUGGAGUCACACAGUGAUUACUUUGUCGUCGAUUUUUAUGUCAGUUCUUUAGUACUCCUGAAUGACAAGUAUGACGGGAAAAGGUACAUCAGACGAAGCAGACGACAAAAUCCAAUCUGAAAUCUGAACUGUAAAUAGACGCACGGGUACAAACACAAGAAUGCCAAGAGGCUGACAGAAAUUGCCUUCCAUCGGGACACACCCGUGAUAAAAAAGAAAUCGUGUAUGGAUGAGGAAAGUACGUGGGAUUCGUGCAGCAAGAACAAGCCAAAGACGAGUCCCGUGAUCAGAGACAGCAUGACUGAGGUAGAAACCAGAUGGAUGUCAGCUCUGCCUUAGUCUGACAUUGAAGUAAAGCAGUAGAGCAGUCGCUAGUAAAAUUUUCUGAGCUAAUUAUAAUGCACAGGAAUUUAUGACCAUUUCAGAACAAAUCUGAGUCCACAGAAGUAGUCCACAACUGCAUAUCAAAGCUGCUGAGGAAGUAGAAAUAAGUAGAGGGAGCUUUAGGCCCACCUCAGUUUGAGACAGGGGAGGCAAAAAUAACUGAGGAAAUGGAAGAUAUAUCUAGAAGCAACGAAAAGGGUGUAAAAAUUUCUUGAAUGGACCGAGUUUGAUGGAGAAAUGUGCUUUUUAAUUACCCCAGUUUUUCUUGAGAGAAACUAAGAUUCUUGAAAAUGGCUAUAGCUGGACGUUUUACAGAACUCUGCUUGCAGUGGAUCUGGAUAGUCACUAUAGCUAUCCAAAGACAGAUGUGGGGAUCUACAAAGGCAUUCUGGCUAACUGUAACCCUUGGCAAGGGCAAACAAAUUUUAUGGUAAUUUAUCUUGAGAGAAGCAAAAGGUGAUGUGUACAUUCCCCUUGAUACCUGAUUUCAGAUUUCCCUUGUGCAUCACUUUCAUGGUUUUUUGUUGUUGUUGUUGAUAAAGUUAUCAGUCCACAUGACUGCAUUUUGCAUAAUGCUUCAAUACUCAUGCAGAAUAGCAUGUCACUCACAUUCUUAUUAGUGUUUCAGAAACCAGAGCAGUUAGGCUCUCUCUCUUUCAUUGUGCUGACCUUCUUGAUGUUUCAGAAACCAGAGCAGUUAGGCUCUCUCUCUUUCAUUGUGCUGACCUUUAUGAUAUUUCAGUCCCAGUGUGUCCUGUAUGUUCAUAGUCAGUACCCAGAGUACAAUUCCUGAUACCACAUGUUUUUUGUACAUUUUUUGGGUAUAUUUAUUAUUCCAAUCAUCUACAUGAUAUCUUACAUUAUUCCAAGUCUUUCUGUGUGAUUUUUCACUUUAACAUAUCAAUCGAUCUGAAACAACAUUCCUGACUUUUUGAAUGCAUGCUGGUAUAUAUAUCUAAGUCCAUUUUUGUGGUGUGUGUGUGGCCACACGGAUGAAGAUGUGCAAGUCUGUGCUUACAGAUGUCUGCUCAUAUUUUUUAUUAGAUUAUUAACAUUUCACCUCUUCAUAUUUCUCACCAUAAUGAGGUUUUAAACACUUCGGAGAGAUGGCUGAAGACCUUAACAGUUUGAAGAAAUUAGAGAACAGUUGUAAUUUUUGCAUGAGACAUAUGCAAUCACACAUCUUACAGAUGGCAGCGUUGAUCAUACACGCUAUUCAUCAUGUGACAACAGCACUGUAAAGAUGGCAGACCCACUGCAUGCAUAAAAAGAAGAGCUACAGUCUUUAAUCUGUUUUUGAAAAUAAGAAGGUAUAAAUUUAUUGAAAUUUCUGCAAGUUAAUACCACUCCAACAGAUUUAUGAAUCAUAGAGGAAGCUUUGGAACAAGGAUAUGUUCUGUUAUGAAUGCAGAAUGAGGAAAUGUGAUAUGCGGUGGAUCACUGGCUGCUUGCGGUCCAGGCACUCGUUAAGCACUAGAAUGCAUGCAUUCAACGAAAUUGAGAUUAUGAAGACAUUUUUGUAAGAAUUAUUUGAAAUGAAUAAGCAAUGCAGAUUCAGUUUUAAGACUUUCAUUUCACUCCCCCUUUGUACAGUCCUAUGAAUAGUGCUCUCAAUCAAAAUUGAAAUUUUAACAUUUUUAUACCUUUCAUAUGUUAAAUAUGAGACAGCACUAGUUCCAAAUGCUCUGUCUAGUAGAACAUUAAUUCUGAUUACUGCUUCUCUAUUUUGCCUAUGUGAAUGCCUUGAAGGGUUGAGGAUUUCUAAAUAUUAGUUUGGGGACUAGCUGCUGUAGUUGCUCGCAUUCUCAAAGAGUGAUACUGGUCGUUCUUGCCAUCUCUAAAGAGUGAUAUGAUUGACUUCAUGUCUGUGCCAAUCAAUCUUGUAUAAUGUUCGCUGUACAGUGAUAGUCAUAACCCUUGUGCCAAAGCAAGACCUAUACUACAGUAUCGCAGCACAGUUUUCAGCACAUUUUGUUUCCCUUGGGAAGUAAGGGAAAGUCAUCAGAGUUGCAGUGAGUGACAAAGUAUUUGCGAUGAGCAAAACCUUGCAGGGUUCAUCGAUUCAUUGUGGAAGAUGGAUGCAAACAUGUAGUUAUGAAGUAAGACCAAACAUCUGCAGCAAAGAGGUCAUUAUGCAGUUUCUCUAGAAAGAUUUUGCGAUGUGGAGUAUAUCUUUAUCUGCAUAGAAGAUGUGAUCGUAUAUUGAAACUAUAAUGAGACUUAUUGUUUUGCUUUUGCAGAGAGUAGAACUAGUUAACUGCUUCCAUUUUAUCACACCAUUGUGAUCCUUGCUUUGGAUGUUCAGACCUUUUUGCAACAGGAUUUAUUGUUUUUUUUUUUUUUGGUUUAUGUUUUUGACUAUUCUAAAUGGUUAAAAAAUAUUUAGCUGUAUUCAUGUAUAAAACUCAUGGAGGGUUGAUAUUGCUGACAGUUUUCCCCUAGUCUCAUGUGAAUCCAUGUAGUGGAGCAGCUGGUGGGUGGGAAGGUUGAGCAGACAAAGGUUAGCAUAACUGUUUGAGUUGAAAACUCCUCAGUUGAGGUGUAGAGAUGUGUACAAGGCAUCACCUUUAUGGUGAAGUACCAUGCAUCAUGUGCCUGUGCAUAUGGAGUUGGCUAGAGGCUUUUUCGUUUUCCCCAUAUAGCAGAAUAAUGUUAUGGAGUGAUAUAGCGCGAUGGCAGAAGUGCAUGUAAGUGUCUUGACCAAUUUCCGAAGUCUUUUGCUGGCCAUGCUGUUGCACAGGAUCAUACCAAUGCAGACUGUAAGGUGUGACAUGUAGAAUGAGGUCGAUUCUUCUGCUGCUGCUGAAUGGUGUUAUUGACAAUGUUUGUAACAGGCAGUAUGUCAGUUAAGUUGAAGAUGUGAUGUACAACCAUGUGAAAGCAAUAGAUUGAAAAGAAAUACCUUCUAGGGAAGGAGAAAGAACUGUGAAAUACCAUGGCGCAGCUACAAGGGAUCGACACAAUGAUCGCAAUUUUCAAAAGCACAAAUUUAAAAUAAAUAAAUGAAGCCUUUAUUUGUGAUCGUUGCUCAAAGAGCGAGACUGCGGGUUUGUGUGCAUCCAUGUUGCAUCACAUUAAUGGGAUUCUUAGCUGGACAAAGUCAAAUGUGUCAUUGCUUUUGACUUGUUUUUAUUGGAUAUUCACAGAAAAAGGAUUUUCGUUAUCAUAGAAUACAUUCCAAUAUGUCUUUAGGGGAAGAACAUAAUGUGUUGAGAUAAAGGUAAUGUAAAAUGGUGAGGGCUCCCAGAGGUUAGUGGAAGUAGAAAUAGUAACUGUUAGUAGAUCACCCUGUCCAAGGCACAAAGUAUGCAAGGCAGGAGAUAUGCCUCUGAGAUUUUUUUUUUCACCUUUUGAUAGGAGACACUCAUUGCUUUAAUAAGUACAGCCAGCCAAGCAACAAUGUACUGCUUUAAAAAGAAAGGCAAACAUAAAGCAUCUGACCUCAAAAAUACUUGCCUUUGCCAUAUCUGCAAAUGAUGUUACUGUAUUUUUAAGCAAGCAGAAAAUAAAAAUGCCUUCAGGUUCACAUUCUUGCAUCAGCAAUUUAUGUGCACUUUUCCAAAUAAGCAACUGAACAUAAAUGGGAGAUGACAUACCUGUUUAAUAUGAUUUGGCUAUAACAGACUUGUUACAGGUAUAAGUUGCUGUACACUGACAAAUGCAACUCUUUGGAUUCAGCAAUCCCAUAAAGCCACACAAAGAUUUCCAUGGGUGUUACACAAAUAAA
Pomacea canaliculata is the source of this 7488-nucleotide messenger RNA. RefSeq lists its product as uncharacterized. The record is from RefSeq and is a predicted model, not a curated record. Gene Ontology annotation, biological process: receptor guanylyl cyclase signaling pathway; intracellular signal transduction; cGMP biosynthetic process. Lineage: Eukaryota; Metazoa; Mollusca; Gastropoda; Architaenioglossa; Ampullariidae. Gene Ontology annotation, molecular function: guanylate cyclase activity; peptide receptor activity.